AUGGCGACCAUGUCCUUCUUCGAACAGCUGCAACGCGUUCACCGCCACAAUGUCACGACGCUGCGCCAAUCCCCAGUGGCCGAGAUCUCAGGCGCCUUGGGAGAUCUCGGCACCCUGCUGCCCUUGAUGAUCGCGCUCGCCAUCCAGGAGGACAUUUGCCUGGACAGCACCCUGGUCUUCUCGGGACUCUUUAACGUGGCCACUGGUGUCAUAUUCGGCAUCCCGCUCCCUGUUCAACCUAUGAAGGCCAUCGCCGCUGCAGCCAUUGCCCGACCGAACACCGGUUUUGAGGAUGUGAUCUAUGCAGGGCAAUGGGUUGGCCUCGCCGUUCUCUUGAUGAGCUUGACCGGCUUCCUCCAGCGAUUCAGCGCCGCGGUGCCCAUACCCAUAGUCAAGGGCAUUCAGUUGGGCGCCGGUCUCUCUCUUGUCAUGGCAGCUGGCUCCAAAAUUGCGGGUUCCCAUGACAGAACCCCUCUUCUGGAUUAUGCCGCCUUCGUGGCGCUCGUCGCUACACAGACUAUGCCGCGAUUUCCAUACGCCCUGUGUAUGUUCGUGCUGUGCGUCGCAAUGGCCCUGGCUUCGGUCGUCCAUUCGGGGGGCUGGGCAGCUUUGCCAGGUCUGCGACUCUGGGAACCUCGUUACGUUCUCGGGUUUUAUGAUCCUACCAGGUCAACAGAGGCCAUGGCCAUGGCCCUCGGCCAACUGCCCUUGACCACCCUCAACUCGGUUAUUGCCGUCAGCGCUCUCGCGACCGAUCUGCUGCCGAAUAUGCCUACACCUUCCGUCACGUCCAUGGGCAUAAGCGUGGGUCUCAUGAAUCUGACGGGCAGCUGGUUUGGGGCCAUGCCUGUCUGUCACGGCGCUGGUGGACUAGCAGCUCAAUACAGAUUCGGGGCCCGCAGCGGUGCCAGCGUCGUCAUGCUAGGUCUGUUCAAGCUGUUACUCGGACUCUUCUUCGGCCGCAGUCUCAUCAACCUGCUGGCUGAGUACCCUCAGAGUCUUCUUGGCAUCAUGGUCAUCGCAGCUGGGCUGGAGCUUGUCAAGGUCGGGUAUUCGCUCAAUCAUGGGGCGCCGGAUCUCUGGGAGAACUCGAUACAGCAAUCUCAAGAAGGACCGACUAAGACGAAGGAGCUGGUCUGUUGCCGUCCGCGCAGAGCAGCGAUGACUUCGUCCCAAGCCGGCCAAAGCGGCCAGGCGCCCGAGCUACCGAUGCCCAUCCCGACGACACCACCGCCAAAGUCCAAGCCCGUCACGCCAAUGCCUGCGACUGCUGCGCCAGCGACACCCACCGCCGCCGCGACGACAACGACUACUCCACCACCGCCUCUACCGAGCGAUCAACCGUCGGCAACCGUACCCGCUGGUUCAUUCGCGGCGUCCGACAUGGCUUCUGUCGACGUCUCGGUGCCCACGGCUGGCCAUCCCAUGGACAGCCUUGUCGAGGGGGUCACCUCCGAAUCCCUCGACACCGAUAUGCCUGAUGCCCAGCCAUCACUGGACCAGCAACAGACGCAACAACAGAACAGCCAAGGCCUCCAGAACAAUCGCCAUCGAUCACAAUCUCACACCCGUUCCUCCAACCUCAGCCCCUUCGAUGUCCCCUUCCCGCGCACGCCCAUCUCCGCCCUUGAUGCCAACGCGUACAUGGCCAUGGCCCUCGCGCAAAUGGCCGGCGAUUCAAUGAUGCAGCAUCAGAUGGCCCAGCCACCCUCGACAGUCACCCCGGCUCAGGUCACACUCCCCAGCAAUCUCACCAACGGCGCCGACGGCGUGACCGCCAGGGCUAGUAACCUGCCGGAUGCCGGCGAAGGCCUCGAAUCCUUCGCACGAAUAGAAUUCGCCGACAGUGUCUUCCAGAUGACGACUUACGCCGUCAUAAUCGGACGCGACCAACGUGCCCUCGAGCAAGCCAGGAGAGAUGAGCGGCGCGCCGAAGAACACAGGCGGAGGGCGGCGGAGAACGAACGGCUAGGCCUGCCUCCACCAUCACCCGUAAGGCAUGACAGAGGCAAAUUCAGCAAAUCCUACGUCAGUGAGGAAGGUGGUAUGCUGGGACCUGAGUCCGAUAGUGACGAGACUGGUCGGCCCAAGAAACGACGAAAGACCAGCACCAAUGACGAGCCGGAGCACCAAGAGGCGGAUCAAUCGCAGGAGAACUUGAUUUCAAAUCGCCAGUACAUCUCGCAUACUCCUGGUGCUGCUGCUGUCGACCUUGCAUCAUUACGACCGUCUCCCUACCACGUGCCCAUCAUUGGCAUUCACUCUCCAGGACCCGACAUCGCCAGCAAAACAAAGGCAAUCUCCAGGGAGCAUGUUCGCAUCCAGUUCAAUCAGAAAGAAAGUGUUUUUGAAGCAAUACCGCUACACAAGAACGGCUUCUUCGUCGGAGACGUCCUGCACAAAGAAGGCACAGUCGUCCUCCGAAGUGGCGAUACUCUUCAGAUCAAAGACGUCGACUUUCGCUUCCUUAUCAACGGCGUUCCUGAGGGCAAGACCGGCGCGGAAGAAGAGGUUGAAGAGGAACGCAUGAAGAAGAAGCGAUACUCUGAAGGCGGCAAAGAGAUGAGCUUUGAGUUUGAGGCAUCACAUGGAAACGGCCAGCUGCAAGACACAAGUGACUCGUCAUCCGUCCUCAGCCCUCCCGCACCAUCCGAUGACGAGGAUUCCGAGGCCGAGGCGGGCGAUGCAAGACCGCCCAAAUCCGCGGUCGACACGACAGCUGAGGUCGAUUUGGAGGCGAUGGAUGCCGAUGCAGACGCAGAUGCAGAUGCCGAUAUGGACGCCCCUGCUGAGCCGGAACAUGUACAAGUGAAGGGCGAGCUCGGGAUGGACCCUCAGCCGGAGAUGUUGCUCCCACCGAUACCAAAGAAGCGCGGCCCUGGCCGUCCGCCAAAGAAUGGCAUCAUGUCUAAGAGAGAACAGCGACUUCUCAAGAAGCAAGCACAGGAGAUGGCAAGAAAGACACUGCCACAGCCUCCACCUGGCGAGCCACCGAUCAAGCGAAAGGUCGGGAGACCUAGGAAGCAUCCUUUGCCUGAAGAUGGCGGCGACCGUCCUGAGAAGCGCAAGUACAAGCCAAGGAAACCCAAAGAAGAAGGAGGGGAAGGGUCCGAUGCAGAGAGACGUGCCAAGGAGAAGAAGGACAAGAAAGUGCGGCCCAAGUCACCCCCCCUUGAGCUCAAGAUUGAGGAUUACACAGAGGAACAGCUGCAGAAGCCCAACAAGAAUUACGGCGUUCUCAUCGACGAGACGUUGACAGCUGCCCACGCCGAGGGCCGUGCCGAGGGUCUUACGCUGAAGCAGAUCUAUAAGCGCAUUACGCUCAAAUAUCCCUGGUUCUACUUCCAUACCGAAACCAAGGGCUGGGAGUCCAGCGUGCGACACAACCUAAUUGGGAACGAGGCUUUCAAGAAAGACGAUACGACAGGCCUCUGGUCAAGAGUUCCAGGGGUCGAGCUUGAUGCCGGCAAGAAGCGUAAGGCUACCUCGCCCGACCGCACCCUCGCGCCCGGCUACGGGCCGUACGCGCACCCAAUGUACCCACCAUAUACAGCGGCAGCUCCUCAUAUGGCGCCGGCAGCGCCUGGAGCACCAACAUAUCAGCAUCAACCCCAAGCCUAUCACCCUCAAACUUACAAUGCCCAACAACCACAACCCGCCAGGCCUCCCCAGUAUUCCCCACCAGGAUCUGUGCCGGUAGCCAGCCAAGCACCCCAGCCCGUUGCAGCACAGCCAGUCGCGCCAGCACAACUCCCUGGCUACGGCCCUGCUCCCGCCGGGGUUGCCCAAACCUCAACGUACAGCUCGCCGUACGCAUCAAGACCUCCGCCGGCCAACCCAGCAGUCAAGACCGAAGACGGCACCGCUCAGGUGCAUGGCCCCCCGGCAGCACAGCCGCCAGCGCUGGCCCUUCCCGGAGUCCCGAUUCAGCCACAACCUGCUACCAACCCGCAAGCCGCGUCUUCAGCGCAGCGAGUAACUCAGACACCACCGCUACAAAGCCAGCAGCGGCACGUCAUCGAGCCUAGGCUCUUCCGCUCCGUCUUAGGCCUCAAGAAUGGCUUGGUCGAGAACAUGAAAAAGGCAAAGAGCCCAAAGGGCGAGGCUAUUGUCAUGUCGGCACUCAACCGUUGCCUGGGUCUGAAAGCAGCAGCAACGGAAAACCCCGCGCUGGAAGACAUUUGUAUGCGAGGCAUACAGAAGGUCUUAGACGGCUACUCUGGUCAGAGCAAGAGUCCCACGCCUGGGGAACCCGCUACGGCCAAGGCAAACGGACCAGGUUCGGUGUUUGACCCCAAGGUCUUUGCCGCCCUCGUGGGCUUCAAGAAUGUCUCAACCAAUGCGCUCAAGGCAACCGUGGGCGAGAGUGUCGCUGAAGCCGUCGCGCUGUCGGCAAUUGACCGGGUCCUUGGCCUAGCGGAAGCCAGUAUUGUGCCACCCAAGGCACCUCCCCGUGAUGGCAGCCCGCCAGAGGCUAGCAAGCAGUCUAGCUAUGAGGUGAUCGAGACUCGUUUGAUGGCGAACGUGCGGCAGAUGCUGCUUGGUCUGAACCAGAAGUUACAUGGAGCAUGA
Messenger RNA from Verticillium nonalfalfae, 4572 nucleotides. RefSeq lists its product as uncharacterized. Gene Ontology annotation, biological process: regulation of DNA-templated transcription; molybdate ion transport. Gene Ontology annotation, molecular function: molybdate ion transmembrane transporter activity; sequence-specific DNA binding; DNA-binding transcription factor activity. The coding region runs from base 1 to 4572 and encodes 1523 amino acids. Lineage: Eukaryota; Fungi; Ascomycota; Sordariomycetes; Glomerellales; Plectosphaerellaceae. The record is from RefSeq and is a predicted model, not a curated record. The transcript is spliced from 3 exons.